Molecule: messenger RNA, 1469 nt
Organism: Laetiporus sulphureus 93-53
Lineage: Eukaryota; Fungi; Basidiomycota; Agaricomycetes; Polyporales; Laetiporaceae
Product: GTP-binding protein YchF
Exons: 11
Coding region: 9-1343 (444 amino acids)
Cellular component (GO): cytoplasm
Molecular function (GO): ATP hydrolysis activity; GTP binding; ATP binding
Source: RefSeq, a predicted model, not a curated record
AUCGCGGUAUGCGCGAUCGAUUGGGCGGCCUGCUCGCGUUUUUCCUCUGCAAAUCAUCUUCCCCUCCUCAUCCCUCUCAGUUCCUCAGUUUUCGUACAAGAUUUGACCUCGCGGCGCGACAUUUCUCUUUCUCUAGCGUGCUUGCAGCAAAGAAGAAAAACAUGCCACCCAAGAAGGCCGCCGCGGCUGAGAAGAAGGUCCUCCUCGGCAGACCGAGCAACAACCUCAAGAUCGGUAUCGUAGGGGUGCCUAAUGUGGGCAAGUCAUCCUUCUUCAACGUUCUGUCCAAGACCGACAUCGCCAUCAGCGCGAACUAUCCUUAUGCGACGAUCAACCCCGAGGAGGCACGUGUUCCUGUCCCAGAUGCCCGUUUCGAGUGGCUAUGCGACCUUUACAAACCUGCCUCCCGAGUUCCUGCAUUCCUCACUUGCGUCGACAUCGCCGGUUUGACAGCUGGCGCAUCUACAGGUGCGGGCCUCGGGAACGCCUUCCUCUCGCACGUGCGUGCCGUGGACGGUAUCUUCCAGGUCGUCCGCGCAUUCGAUGAUGCCGAGGUCAUUCAUGUCGAGGGUGAAGUCGAUCCUAUCCGCGACAUGGAGAUCAUUCAGACAGAGCUCCGCCUCAAGGACAUCGAGUGGGUCGAGAAGCACCUCGAUGGUCUCAAGAAAAGCGGACGUUCCUUGGGAAGCAAUAGCCUUGCGGAUAAAGCAAAGAAAGAAGAAAUCGCGACUGUGGAGAAGAUUUAUAAGGUCAUUACCGUGGAGAACAAAGACGUUCGCAAGGCAGAUUGGACAAACAAAGAGAUCGAUGUCGUUAACGGCCUCCAGCUCCUUAGCGCCAAGCCCGUCACCUAUCUCGUCAACCUCAGCGAGAAGGAUUAUAUACGUAAGAAGAACAAGUGGCUACCAAAGAUCAAAGCCUGGAUCGACGAGAACAACCCGGGCGACCCACUGAUCCCCUUCUCUGUCGCGCUCGAGGAGCGACUCGCGGGCAUGUCCGACGAGGAUAGGGAGGAGGAGCAGAAGAAGAUCGGUGCGCAGUCUGCGCUGCCGAAGAUUACCACGGCAGGUUAUGCCAGUCUGGACUUGAUCCGGUAUUUCACCUGCGGCCCAGACGAAGUCCGUGCAUGGACGAUCCGGAGGCAUACGCGGGCACCACAAGCGGCCGGAGUCAUCCACACGGACUUCGAGAACAAGUUCGUGUGCGGUGAGAUCAUGAGUUACGACGACCUCCGGGAGUACGGUAGCGAAACGGCCGUCAAGGCUGGGGGCAAGCUCAAGCAGCAGGGCAAGACAUAUGAGAUGAACGAUGGAGAUAUCGCGUACUGGAAGUCUGGAGCGUGAUGAUAGAGCGAUAGUCACUCUGUAUAUUAUGGAAGCAGGUCCUGCUUGAAGAUGUCCUAAUAGCAUGCUCAGGCGGAUCGUAACUUCGCUAAUCGAGACUGAAUGUGAACUAUCUCAAGGUGUCUG